Chiroxiphia lanceolata (lance-tailed manakin) is the source of this 1178-nucleotide messenger RNA. RefSeq names its product LIM homeobox transcription factor 1 alpha (gene LMX1A). NCBI's taxonomy places the organism in Eukaryota, Metazoa, Chordata, Aves, Passeriformes, Pipridae. The record is from RefSeq and is a predicted model, not a curated record. The transcript is spliced from 8 exons. Gene Ontology annotation, biological process: neuron differentiation; regulation of transcription by RNA polymerase II. Gene Ontology annotation, cellular component: nucleus. Gene Ontology annotation, molecular function: RNA polymerase II transcription regulatory region sequence-specific DNA binding; DNA-binding transcription factor activity, RNA polymerase II-specific. Bases 1 to 1146 code for a protein of 381 amino acids.
AUGCUGGACGGGCUGAAGAUGGAGGAGAGUUUGCAGAGCGCCCUGGAUCCCGCGGCCCCUUUCUCCUCACUGCUGGGCAGAGCCGCGACCCCCAAGUCGGUGUGUGAAGGGUGUCAGCGAGUGAUUUCGGACCGGUUCUUGCUGCGCCUGAACGACAGCCUGUGGCACGAGCAGUGUGUCCAGUGCGCGUCCUGCAAGGAGCCCCUGCAGACCACCUGCUUCUACCGAGACAAGAAGCUCUACUGCAAGCUGGACUACGAGAAGCUGUUUGCAGUGAAGUGUGCCGGGUGCCUGGAGGCCAUCGCGCCCAGCGAGCUGGUGAUGCGCGCCCAGAAGAGCGUCUACCACCUGCGCUGCUUCUGCUGCUGCGUCUGCGAGCGGCGCCUGCAGAAGGGCGACGAGUUUGUGCUGAAGGAGGGGCAGCUCCUCUGUAAGGGCGACUACGAGAAGGAGCGGGAGCUGCUGAGCUUGGUGAGCCCGGCUCUGUCGGAUUCUGGCAAAAGUGACGAUGAGGACAGCAUCUGCAAACUGGGCCAAGCCUCGGGGAAGGGCGCUGAGGAUGGGAAGGAUCACAAACGGCCCAAGCGGCCCCGGACAAUCCUGACCACGCAGCAGCGGAGGGCGUUCAAGGCAUCCUUUGAGGUCUCCUCCAAGCCCUGCAGGAAGGUGCGGGAGACGCUGGCAGCAGAGACAGGGCUGAGCGUCCGGGUGGUGCAGGUCUGGUUCCAGAACCAGCGAGCAAAGAUGAAGAAGCUCGCCAGGAGGCAGCAGCAGCAGCAGCAGGAUCAGCAAAACACACAGCGCCUGAGCUCAGGCCAGACAAACGGCGGCAGCAGCACAGGGCUGGAGGGGAUGCUGAACCCUUACACCACUUUGCCCCCGCCCCAGCAGCUGCUGGGCAUGGAGCAAAGCGUCUACGGCUCCGACCCCUUCCGGCAAGGGCUCACCCCACCUCAAAUGCCUGGAGACCACAUGCAUCCCUACGGUGCCGAGCCCCUCUUCCACGACUUGGAUAGCGAUGAUACCUCACUGAGCAACCUGGGUGACUGCUUCCUCGCCACGGCGGACGCGGGGCCACUCCAGGCACGAGUGGGAAACCCCAUCGACCACCUCUACUCCAUGCAGAACUCCUACUUCACUUCCUGAGUGCAGCGUGGUCCCUGGCACGGGGCAGUUAC